Messenger RNA from Panicum hallii, 2562 nucleotides. RefSeq names its product cellulose synthase-like protein H1. Bases 62 to 2356 code for a protein of 764 amino acids. NCBI's taxonomy places the organism in Eukaryota, Viridiplantae, Streptophyta, Magnoliopsida, Poales, Poaceae. The record is from RefSeq and is a predicted model, not a curated record. Gene Ontology annotation, cellular component: plasma membrane; trans-Golgi network. Gene Ontology annotation, molecular function: cellulose synthase (UDP-forming) activity; mannan synthase activity. The transcript has 9 exons. Gene Ontology annotation, biological process: plant-type primary cell wall biogenesis; cellulose biosynthetic process.
UUGUGUGGGUCUCGCGCUGCUAUUGCUCAGAGCCGAGCGACCGAGUCUGCUCGACGCGGCCAUGGCCAGCGCCAAGAAGCUGCCGCUGCAGGAGAGGGUCCCGCUCGCCCGCACGGCGUGGAAGCUGGCCGACCUCGCCGUGCUCUCCCUGCUCCUGGCCCUCCUCGCCCGCCGCGCAGCCACGCUGCUGGCGGGUGCGGCGCCGUCGUGCACGUGGUGCUGGCUCGCCGCGCUCGUCUGCGAGGCGUGGUUCACCGUCGUGUGGCUCCUUAACGUGAACGGCAAGUGGAACCCCGUCCGGUUCGACACCCACCCCGAACGCCUCGCAGAAAGGAUCGACGAGCUGCCGGCGGUGGACAUGUUCGUGACGACGGCGGACCCGAAGCUGGAGCCGCCGGCGGUGACGGUGAACACGGUGCUGUCGCUGCUCGCGCUGGACUACCCGGCGGGCAAGCUGGCGUGCUAUAUCUCCGACGACGGCUGCUCGCCGCUGACGUUGUUCGCGCUGCGCGAGGCCGCCGAGUUCGCCAAGCUCUGGGUGCCGUUCUGCAGGAAGCACGGCGUCAGCGUCCGGGCCCCCUUCGUCUACUUCUCCUCCGCCGGCCCAGAGCGCGGCGGCGCGGCCGGUGGCGAGUUCCAGCGCGACUGGACAGCCAUGAAGAGCGAGUACGAGAAGCUGGCCAGCCGGAUCGAGAACGCCGACGAGGAAUCUCUGGUCCGGCGCGGCGCCGGCGAGUUCGCCAAGUUCGUGGGCGCUGACCGCAGGGACCAUCCGACCAUAAUCAAGGUCCUGCGGGACAGCUGCAGGGAAGGGGACGGCACCGGAGUCCCAAGCCUCGUAUACAUCUCCCGGGAGAAGAGCCCCAGGCACCACCACCACUUCAAGGCCGGGGCCAUGAACGUCCUGACGAGGGUGUCAGCAGUGCUGACCAACGCGCCCGUCAUGCUGAACGUGGACUGCGACAUGUUCGCGAACAACCCGCAGGUGGCCCUCCACGCUAUGUGCCUCCUCCUCGGCUUCGACGAUGAGGUCCACAGCGGCUUCGCGCAGGCGCCACAGAAGUUCUACGGCGCCCUCAAGGACGAUCCCUUCGGCAACCAAUUGGAGGUUAUCUACGAGAAGCUUGGAUUCGGAAUCGCUGGGCUUCAGGGCAUGUUUUACGGUGGGACGGGUUGCUUUCACCGCAGGAAAGUCAUCUACGGCGUGCCACCGGAGCCCACCACGGACGUGCAGCAACCAACAAGGAUGAGAGGCUCACCAUCUUACAAGGAGCUUCAGAAGAUGUUUGGCAGCUCGAAAGAACUGAUCGAGUCGGCGAGGGGCAUCAUUUCAGGAGAGAUGUUCGCCGCAGCGGCAUCGGCAGAUCUAUCGAGCCGCAUCGAUGCGGCGAAAGAAGUUUCCUCCUGCAGCUACGAGGCUGGCACAAGUUGGGGCCAGGAGGUUGGCUGGGUCUACGGGUCGAUGACGGAGGACAUCCUGACGGGGCAGCGGAUCCACGCUGCCGGCUGGAGAUCGGCGCUUCUGAACACCGACCCGCCGGCGUUCCUCGGCGGCGCGCCGACCGGAGGGCCGGCCAGCCUCACACAGUACAAGAGGUGGGCGACGGGCCUGCUGGAGAUCAUCAUCAGCCGGAACAACCCAAUCCUCCAGUGCAUCUCCAGGCGUCUCGAGCUCCGGCAGUGCCUCGCCUACCUAGUCAUCGACGUGUGGCCGCUCAGGGCGCCUUUCGAGCUGUGCUACGCCCUGCUGGGACCUUACUGCCUCCUCGCAAACCGUUCCUUCCUGCCAAAGGCAUCAGAGCCGGGUUUCCUGAUCCCGCUAGCCCUGUUCCUGACCUACAACGUGUACAACCUCGCCGAGUACAUGGAGUGCCGGCUCUCGGCGCGCGCGUGGUGGAACAACCACCGGAUGCAGCGCAUCGUCUCGUGCUCCGCCUGGCUGCUCGCGUUCCUCACCGUGGUGCUCAAGACCCUGGGCCUCUCCGAGACGGUGUUCGAGGUCACCCGCAAGGAGCAGGGCCAGGGCGCCGCGCCCGACGGCGGCGGCGACGACGGCGCCGACCCGGGGCGGUUCACCUUCGACUCGUCGCCGGUGUUUGUCCCGCCUACGGCGCUCACGAUCCUGGCCGUCGUCGCUCUCGCCGUCGGGGCGUGGAGGGCGGUCGCCGGCGCGGCGGCGGCAGGCGGCGGGCCCGGCGCCGGGGAGUUCGUGUGCUGCGGCUGGCUGGUACUCUGCUCAUGGCCGUUCGUGAGGGGGCUCGCCGGAGGCGAGGGGAGCUACGGGAUCCCCUGGAGCGUCAGGAUCAAGGCCGGUCUGCUCGUGGCCGCGUUCGUGCACUUGUGCACGAGGAAUUGAGCACCUCUGAACACGCGUGCGGUUUGGCUUGGCCCCUCUGAAGCUCUGAUCAGAACUACAAUGGUCGAUGACUCGAUGGGACUGGUAAAAGAAGCUGAAACCAUUUGAGAAACCACAGCAUGUUUUGCAUCAGAAUGUACUUGCAUGAUCUGUACAGAAUUCUUGCAGGAGGUUAAUAAAGCAGAGAUUAGCUACUUCUUCUCAAA